This is a messenger RNA of Jatropha curcas, 1900 nucleotides long. Lineage: Eukaryota; Viridiplantae; Streptophyta; Magnoliopsida; Malpighiales; Euphorbiaceae. The record is from RefSeq and is a predicted model, not a curated record.
AUGAUAGAACAAAACUCUCAAAAUAUAAAAAUUGAUGUUAAUGAAGAUGCAAAAUUAACUUUGCAUUAGAGAUAAAGGAAAAUAAGAUAAGCGAAAGGGAAAGAAAAUUAAUUCAAUCCUUGAAAUGGUGAAGGAAAUUCGAAGAAAUGUAAUAUCCAUGGUCAGGUCAAAUCCCAUCAUAUUCAUACAGUACUGCUUCUGAAAUCCCUGGUGAAAGAAAAUGAUUCCUAGUCUCUAUCACUAGCCUGUGAGAGGACUUGUUAUGUUAGUAGCCAUAACAGAAACCUUUCAUUUUGGAAUUUGGAGGACUAGCUGUAAGGAAAGAGCAAUAAUGGAGAGAGAAUCUCAAGAAGACUACACAAAGAAACUAUAUGAAGCAACAAUUAGGGGCACCACAGCCACUCUGUAUAUGUUACUGCAAAGAGAUCCGCUCAUGCCCGAUAGAAUUUCGAUCUCCUCUUUUAGAGAAACACCUUUGCAUAUUUCAUCUUUGCUUGGCCACGUAGAUUUCACUGCAGCUCUUCUUUAUCAGAAACCAAAUCUCUCGGCUGAGUUGAACUCACAAGGACAGUCUCCUCUUCACUUGGCUUCUGCAGAAGGCCAUACUGAGAUUGUUAAGGCUUUGUUGAGUAUAAAUACUGAUGUUUGCUUAGUUCCUGACCAAUAUGGGAGGAUUCCUCUUCACUUAGCUGCAAUGAGAGUACGAGUUGAGAUCACACAUCAACUGAUCAGCGCCUGCCCGGAGUCAGCACAAGCAAAACUACAAGGAGAGGAAACAGUUCUUCACUUGUGUGUUAAAUAUAACCAUCUGGAGGCUCUCAAAUUGUUGGUAACAUCGCUGGGUGAUGAUGAUGAUGAAUACCUUAACUCGCAGGAUAACCAUGGCAGCACUAUCUUGCAUUUAGCUGUAACAAUGAAGCAGAUGGAGGUAUGUGCAUUUACUUUCAAGUUUUCAAUCAAUUAUCCCAAAAUUGAUUUUCCAUUUUUGGGGUCAAUGCUCACAAUAAAAUACUUGCUUUCAAUACCUCAAAUAAAAGUGGAAGCGGAUGCCUUUGAUACAAUUUGGAGAAGCUACCCAGAUGAUAAAAAUGGAUCUGCAACACAAACCUGGGUUAAUAAUGGGAUAAAGAAGGUAAAUGACCAAGAUGAUUGGCUGGAGAAGAUGCUGGGUAAUUUGAUGGUGGUGGCGACUGUUAUUGCAGCCAUGGGUUUUCAAGCUGCAGUAAGCCCACCAGGUGGAGUUUGGGAGACAGAUUAUAAAGAUUGUCUAGAAGGAGGUAAAAUCUGCAAGGCAGGAACUUCAUUAUCAGCCUAUACUGAUGAAACAAGAUUCCAUCAAUUUGUCUUAAACAACACUGUCACCUUCACGGCAUCUGUAAGCACAAUGCUUUUGCUUAUGAGUGGAAUUCCUCUCAAUCGCAGGGUUUAUAUUUGGUUUUUGCUGAUGGUAAUGUGUAUCGCCAUGUUCUUUGUGGCUGCCUCUUAUAUUGUCUCCCUCAAAUGAAUUAGAGCACCAGAGGACAAAGCAUUUGAUUAUCUUGUUACAACUUAUUUAUGGUUCUGGUAUGUGUUACUUACGGUUAUCGGUGUUCAUCACACCGUUAAAUUAUUUUUCCGAUUCAUCAAGAAAAUGUUUACUGCUGCUAUCCGUACAAUGAAAUUCUCAUUCAGGGUUGUGAUGAAGCUAUCCAAGUUGAUACUGAAGGUGCCAGUGGAGCAGAGAGCAGCUGGUGUUUGAGGAAUUCUUGAUAUAAAUGUAUCAUAAUAAGUCAUUAAUUGUUCUUCUUCAGUUUUGUUAAUUGAAGAAUGGACAAGUAUUAGCAUAUUCAACAUCUUGUUGUUUUGUCUUCUAAUGCAAAAAUAAUAAAAGAGAAUGAAGAAUGGAUUAGUAUUUGUAUUA